GACGUAAACAAACAAACACCUGAAAAGGUAUCACAAUUCGAAGCGCCGGCUGAUAGCCAACUAUGGAUACGUUAAAUAUAAAACCGUUAAGUAAGGAUUUAGAGUGGUCUCUGGAUGCACCCUUCGGUGCCAGCAUGGAGGCCACUGGUGCGAGCGGGGCAGACGCCUCCGCCGCACCUAUCGCAUGCACGUCGAGCGAGGAGCGCGCGCUGCGCCGCGUCGUGGGUCGCUGGGGCGCCGAGUGGUUGAGCUGACUCGGCUCCGAGAAACGCGCUGCCGGCAGCUGGCCUGCCGACCACCCCCUGCCGCCUCCUCGGUGGGGGGCCCCCCGCCCCGCCCUGCGACUCAGCCUCCGACAAUACGAGGACCUGGUCGCUAAGGCGGAGGCGCUGUUGAGCCGUCUCGUCGUCUCGGAAAAUUAUGACUCCAUCAAUAACUUCAUUUCCCUGUACGAUGCCUACAUGGCAGCCCCAGACGCGACUCUUCAGGAGUACUUCCGAAAGUACAACCCUCCAAUUCGUCCUCACAAGCACACGUGUGUUGGUCUGGCCAUGGAAGUGGAGAAGACGUUAAAGGUCUUAGAGAAAGACUUCCCUGGUAUCUCGAAAUCCAUGAUGAUAGUAUCGUGUGAUGAGAACAUUCAAGAUCUGAUGGACUACGCGACAUUCUGUCCUGGACCUCAAGGUUUCUUGAUCGAAACUGAGAAGGACCACGUGAUGCUUGCGAUCAACGUGAAGGUUGACGGAAGGCCUGGCAUGUUCCUGUCAGACCUGGGCUACCACAUCGCCCGCGUCGUCACUGUGAUGGUGGACCGUUGCUACCCUCACACUGGUUGGUUCACCCAAUCAGAUGAGCCUCACUGCCGUAAGGAGUACAACUACCAGUUCAACCUGCAGAACAGCAACUACAUCGAGUGGCACGAGCGUGAGACCAGGGGCACGGUGGUGAAAGAACGACUCUCCCUCGUGUACGUCGCCAAGGCGUACCUCACUGCUGUCAGCGUUACGGAGAAGAGGAACAUCGUUUGGGACUUGAGGAGUCUUCUAGCUAGAGAUCCCAAGGGUCGUUUGACCGCCGGUAUCUACUUCCCAAUCAAGAAGAAGGACCAACAGUUCACCAUGUUCUUCGAUGCCAACACUGGCAAGCAAAGGAAGAAGCUUAAGUUCGAAACAUUCUUGAAAUUGCAAAAGAUUCCUGAUGAGGUGGUAGAUGAGGUAGAACAGUGCAACGACCAGCUUCGUCUCCGUGAUGGUGAGCUGCUGUCCAUCCUGAACAAGCUAGCCACCAUCAUGUCUGAUGAGGAGUACAUGGUAGAACUCAUGGAAAUCAACGACAAAAUCGUACAACUAUCUGCUGGAAACUAAAUUAACAACUAUGGAAUAUCAUCAUCA
Spodoptera exigua (beet armyworm) is the source of this 1391-nucleotide messenger RNA. The record is from the annotation of a GenBank genome assembly. Lineage: Eukaryota; Metazoa; Arthropoda; Insecta; Lepidoptera; Noctuidae.